AUGGAAAAAUACCAUGGAUUAGAAAAAAUUGGAGAAGGUACAUAUGGUGUAGUUUACAAAGCACAAAAUAAUUACGGCGAAACAUUCGCGUUGAAGAAAAUAAGACUGGAAAAAGAGGACGAAGGCAUUCCGUCAACCGCGAUUAGAGAAAUUAGCAUUUUAAAAGAGUUAAAGCAUUCGAACAUAGUAAAGUUGUAUGAUGUCAUACACACAAAGAAAAGACUGAUACUGGUUUUUGAGCACCUCGACCAAGAUCUCAAAAAACUUCUAGACGUAUGCGAUGGAGGACUCGAGUCAGUAACGGCCAAAUCAUUUCUACUCCAGUUGCUCAGUGGAAUAGCCUACUGUCAUGAACACAGGGUGCUGCACCGCGACUUGAAGCCGCAGAAUUUGCUCAUAAAUCGGGAAGGAGAAUUAAAAAUCGCAGAUUUCGGACUCGCCAGGGCAUUUGGAAUCCCCGUGCGGAAAUACACUCAUGAAGUCGUCACUCUGUGGUAUAGAGCACCGGACAUUUUAAUGGGAUCGAAGAAAUAUUCCACUCCAAUUGACAUCUGGAGCGUGGGAUGCAUAUUCGCAGAAAUGGUGAAUGGGAGACCCCUCUUCCCAGGGGUGUCCGAAACAGAUCAGCUCAUGAGGAUAUUCAGAAUUUUGGGAACCCCUAAUUCGGCGAAUUGGCCGAGUGUUACUGAGCUCCCCAAAUACGACCCAGAUUUUAUAGUCUAUGAGCCCUUGCCCUGGGAAACAUUUUUAAAAGGAUUAGACGACACGGGGAUAGAUUUGCUUUCGAAAAUGCUGCGACUCGACCCAAAUCAGAGAAUCACCGCAAAAGAGGCCCUCCAGCAUGCGUACUUCAAGGAAAGCAGUUAA
Messenger RNA from Plasmodium knowlesi strain H, 867 nucleotides. RefSeq names its product Cell division control protein 2 homolog. The record is from RefSeq and is a predicted model, not a curated record. Gene Ontology annotation, biological process: protein phosphorylation. The transcript is spliced from 5 exons. The coding region runs from base 1 to 867 and encodes 288 amino acids. NCBI's taxonomy places the organism in Eukaryota, Apicomplexa, Aconoidasida, Haemosporida, Plasmodiidae. Gene Ontology annotation, cellular component: cytoplasm; nucleus. Gene Ontology annotation, molecular function: ATP binding; cyclin-dependent protein serine/threonine kinase activity.